AUGUACACACACACACACACACACACACACACACACGCUCAUUGGCAGACAGGGCCACACCUCGCGGCUCUAGGGAAGGCCACAGACCUCAGCUGUACGAGCGGAACCUGGACUAGAGGAACUUUCCGCAGGACUCAGGGCACACAGCCCCUCGGCCACUACUGUCUGCGAGCCCGAGGCGCAGGGGAGCGCCAGCGGCUGCAGGUACGCUGCGCACCCGCAUUAGGGCCUGGGCGGUGCAGCGGCGGCGGGAGGGUCCUGGGAACCGCAGCCGCCGAGGCCAGUGUGUGAGCCGGCCGGCCGCGGCAAGCCGCAUCCCCCGGCCGCCCCUCGCAGCCCCUUGCUCCCCGGCAGCCGCCGCCGCCCUCAGGCAGCCCAGCCGGGCGCUCGCGGCAGGACCUCCCCGCCGCCCGCCUCGGCCCGGAACAUGGCUGCGCGCCCUGCCGCCACCCUCGCCUGGUCGCUACUGCUCCUCUCCUCAGCCCUGCUCCGCGAAGGCUGCCGAGCGCGCUUCGUCGCCGAGCGGGACUCGGAGGACGACGGAGAGGAGCCGGUGGUUUUCCCGGAGUCGCCCCUGCAGAGCCCCACGGUGCUCGUGGCGGUCCUCGCCCGCAACGCGGCGCACACGCUGCCGCACUUCCUCGGCUGCCUGGAGCGGCUGGACUACCCCAAGAGCAGGAUGGCCAUCUGGGCAGCCACUGAUCACAAUGUGGAUAAUACAACAGAAAUAUUCAGGGAGUGGUUGAAAAAUGUACAGAGACUCUAUCACUAUGUGGAGUGGAGGCCUAUGGAUGAACCAGAGUCUUACCCUGAUGAAAUUGGACCAAAGCACUGGCCAACCUCCCGGUUUGCCCAUGUGAUGAAACUACGACAGGCAGCCCUUCGAACUGCGAGGGAAAAAUGGUCAGACUACAUUCUGUUCAUAGAUGUUGACAAUUUCCUGACUAAUCCACAGACCCUCAAUCUACUGAUUGCAGAAAACAAAACUAUUGCGGCCCCCAUGCUGGAGUCUCGGGGCCUGUAUUCUAAUUUCUGGUGCGGAAUCACCCCUAAGGGCUUCUAUAAGAGGACCCCAGACUAUGUUCAGAUUCGAGAAUGGAAGAGGACAGGCUGCUUCCCCGUCCCCAUGGUCCACUCCACCUUCCUAAUUGACCUCAGGAAGGAGGCCUCGGACAAGCUGACUUUCUACCCCCCACACCAGGACUACACCUGGACCUUUGAUGACAUCAUUGUCUUUGCCUUCUCCAGCAGGCAAGCAGGCAUCCAGAUGUACCUCUGCAACAGAGAGCACUAUGGCUACCUGCCCAUCCCCCUGAAGCCCCAUCAGACACUGCAGGAAGACAUCGAGAACCUCAUCCAUGUGCAGAUUGAAGCAAUGAUUGACCGUCCUCCAAUGGAACCCUCCCAGUAUGUUUCAGUUGUCCCUAAAUAUCCAGACAAGAUGGGAUUUGAUGAGAUUUUCAUGAUAAACCUCAAACGCAGAAAGGACAGGCGGGACCGGAUGCUGCGCACACUGUAUGAACAGGAGAUUGAGGUCAAGAUUGUCGAGGCUGUGGAUGGAAAGGCACUCAACACAAGCCAGCUGAAGGCACUGAAUAUUGAAAUGCUGCCUGGCUAUCGAGAUCCCUAUUCCUCCAGGCCUCUAACAAGGGGUGAAAUUGGCUGCUUUCUCAGCCACUACUCAGUCUGGAAAGAGGUAAUUGAUCGAGAGCUAGAGAAGACUCUUGUAAUUGAAGACGAUGUGCGUUUUGAGCAUCAGUUUAAGAAGAAGCUGAUGAAGCUGAUGGAUAACAUUGACCAGGCUCAGCUGGACUGGGAACUGAUUUAUAUUGGUAGGAAGAGGAUGCAAGUAAAGGAGCCAGAGAAAGCAGUGCCCAAUGUGGCAAACCUGGUCGAAGCCGACUAUUCCUACUGGACCCUGGGCUACGUCAUCUCUCUGGAAGGAGCACAGAAGCUGGUUGGAGCCAAUCCUUUUGGGAAGAUGCUGCCAGUGGAUGAGUUUCUGCCAAUCAUGUACAACAAGCAUCCUGUAGCUGAGUACAAGGAGUAUUAUGAAUCCAGGGACCUGAAAGCCUUCUCUGCAGAACCCUUGCUCAUCUACCCUACGCACUACACAGGCCAGCCGGGGUACCUGAGUGACACGGAGACCUCCACCAUCUGGGACAAUGAGACAGUGGCCACCGACUGGGAUAGGACACAUGCCUGGAAGUCCCGGAAGCAAAGUCGCAUCUACAGCAAUGCCAAGAACACAGAGGCCCUGCCACCACCAACCUCCCUGGACACUGUGCCUUCAAGGGAUGAGCUAUGAAGGCUCCCUGGGAGUGUGGCCCACAUCAGUUCAACAUCCUCUGGUUUUUCUAAAGGGCUAUUCGUCUGUUUGCUCCAGUUUUCUGUUUUGUUUUGUUUUUAGUGGUCACAGUCAUCUAACCAAAGUGAUCUAGUGUGAUAGAUCGAAAUUAACAUAUUUUUGACCAUGGAAGGAAAUAAGGAAAUUCAACCCAAAUUUCCCAAGAUGGCUGAAAGACAGCUUUUCUGGAAACUGUUAAGAUAAACUGUAAUCCAGACACCUAAUUCUUCAGUUCACUACCCAUGUGAUACUGAUUCCCACAUUAAGGUUGAACAACAUGGCUCAGAGUCUUGUUCAAGAGAAAGUGAUCACCGAGCUGUCCCAUCAGCAAAUACGUAGUCAAGGCAGCCAGGCCAACUAGACCACACUUAUUGGUCUAGUUUGUCCGUUUUAUAUGACAUUGAAAACUUGCAUAUGCAAUGUUUGGGGGACAGGAAUCAAUCACUUAAAAUCAUACUUAUUUGGCUUUUUAUUUAAAGGAUUCUGUCACAAGUCUUAUUGAAAAGUAGAUUUAAAAAAAAAAAUCUUAGUCCCUGUUAUCCAGUAAGGGUGGGUAUUUGGGUCCGACUGAGACUUGGCCUGUGACCAGCAUGGCAGUUGAAGCUCUUAUAUAGAGGUGACCAGUUUGCCAUGUGGAUAUAAUUUAGUAGAUAUUUGAGAGUUUGUGUAGGUAUUUGAGGGAAAAAACUCAAUGUUUGGCUUUUUUAUUAUGGCCACUCGAGUCAGGAUGCUCUAUUUAUAAAGAUAAAUGUAAUAUAUAAAGGGUGAGGACUGGCUGUGCAUCCUGCCCUGUCCCGGGUUUGUGCGCUGCUACAGAGCUUCACGCUCUCCGCUCCACCCCUUAGCCUGGGAACCCACCGCAGGUGUGAGUUCUGUGAGUCACUGCUAAGAGACAGAGCACAUUUUCAGGCCAGCAACUAUCCUUGCCAGGGUUUUUUCAUUAUAUUUUUAAUUAUUUAUUUUACAAAAUGGGCGAAGACAUUGUCUUUAGGAUAAGGCAGAGAAACAGAUGUUGCAGACUUCCACGGCACCCGGGGGAGUGGUGGGUGUGGACACAUUGGUUCGGCAAUCUGAUUCUCCUGAAUUUCCCAGCCAGGCUCUUGUGGGGAGGCCUGUGGAUGGGGGAUUUGAACUAUUUGGAAACAAAUGAUUCUCUAUCUCAGGUGAGAAACCUGGUCAGAAACAAAGGGCUGGUCAACUGAUUUAGGCCAGCAACCAGGGAAGCUCUUAGAAUCCCAGGCAGACACCCUUUCUCAAAAGAUAUCCCCUGAGUCCUUUCUGCUUUCUUCACAGAUUGAUUUUAUGUAAAAUGCAGAGUUGGACUACACGAUUUCUUCCCACUCCACAAUCUGUCAUCCUAGUAUAGAUCAUGGUGGUUUCCCUCAAGUUUAUGUUCUCAUGCCCUCAAUCUGUAAAUUUUUGUCUCCAGAAAAACCCUCCCAGGCAUCCCAUACCAGCACCGUUCCUCAUCACUGUCCAUGCACCAUGCAGCCAUAUGGGGGGCCGUGCACACCCCAAACCCUGAGCUUCACACUUAAACUCAUGGGGAGGGCCCUUCCGAGCAGAGUCUACAGGCGGGUGGUGCUACAUACACAAGCUUAGUGUACGAGUGUAAGAUACACUUUAAGCCAGACACCUAAUUCUUCAGUUCACUGCCCAUCUGAUACUGAUUCCCACAUUAAGGUUGAACAGCAUGGCUCAGAGUCUAGAGAAAGUGAUCACCAAGCUGUCUCAUCAGCAAAUAGGUAGUCAAGGCAGCCAGGCAGCCUCACCUCCCCAGGUGACGGGGGGGUCCCCACUUUAGGACAAGAGGCAGCUUGCCUUCCACCAGACGCCAGCCUCGGCCUUCCUUCCCGACUCACUGUGGGUACCCUUCUACACUGACCAGCAAGCUAAGCCGCUGGAGGAAAGGGAACUCACCCAACUCUAAAUUGUGCCGCUUAGACUUAGCUGUCAGUGUGACUUCCUUUCCCACCCACCCCCAGAAAAACAGAAAGAGCAUCUGGGGAGCGAGUGAAAAUUCCUUAGGUGAUUCCUAAGAUUUCCUUGGGUAUCUGGUUUUUGUUUUCAUAUUUGAGUGUGUGCAUGUGUGCAUGACUUUAAUGAUUUUUUUAACGGGGUGGGAGGUGGCUGGGGUGCUGGGGUUGAAGGAAGUUUGGGUUGAUUUUUGUGGUGUUUUGUUUAAUAGAGAAUUUUUUUUUCCUGUUCCCCUGUCAGCUGGUCUGACAGAUUUAAGAACUCUCAUUCUUAAAAGACUUUGGACUUAAAUUCUAGCAUUUUAGACUAGGACUGUUCUACUGUGAAGAAAGUUCUGUCUCCUUUAGCCCGGUUUGUUUCUCCCUGCUCAGGUCUAGAAUCCCAAGCAGUGUUCUUUUCUGGUGAACAUUGUGAGCUGCAGAUGUGACUUUUUUUUUAAAGUCAUCUCUUCAGCAAUCCAGAGGUUCCUUGACCUCAUUAUUUGUCCUAUCUCUCCCUUAUAGUCCUAAGCCAAGACAUGUGACCUUUGACAUUUGACCUUUGCGGUGUCAUGUGAGGGUGUCAGUAUAGAGGCCUUUGCAUCUGGGCCUGGCACCCGCUCUCUGCCUCUGGAGGCUAAACCCUGUCUGGAUUUCUCUUGGGAUCUAACGUGGGAUCUUCUGGACAGAUAAUCGUGACAUCAGCAGUGCUGGUGCUGCUGUGUGUGGACUGAACACCUGCACUUUGCAGAGGACACGCUGCAUGGGCCCUGCUUGAGGUUCACUCAGGCCUGCUGCAGGAGCUCUGAGAACAAGAAAGAGCGGACACCCGUUCCCCUGCAUCAUCUGUCUUGCGUGCUAUUUCAGGGUAGGGAAGUGAUAAACUAUUUGCCUUCUGGAGCUCUUUGUGAAAAAUUAAAAAAAAAACUUAGCUCAAAGAUAUGAUUGUCAAUUGCUUCCGCAGGCACUGAUCAAUGGCCAGCGCUGCAGAGACUACCAGGUCUGCCCUUGACCAAGGAUGUCAGGGUCAGGGGGAACCAUCACUGCUGUGUGAUCCCCAUGGCAAAUGAGGGGAGGGUGGUUGCUGCCCUUACUGUGCAGUGAGGGUUGUUUUAAACUGAUGGGUACUGUUAUGUAAGCUGAAAAGGAUUCCAAGGUACAGAAAGAUGGAAGAGAGCCCCCACUGGGAGGGAGUGGAGGUGUCCAUCUUGCAUUUUGUGCUACAGGUCAGCCUAUCCAUUCAUCAAAAGAUACUGAGAUACUGUGAUACCAGUCCAAGGCCAAAGAGCUUUUUCCUGGGGAAAAAUAACAGCAGCAACAAAAAGAAAAUCCUUGUUGAUCUCAGUGACUGCUUGAAUUUUUAGAUCAGGCUUACCCCUAAUCUCAAAAACCAGGCUGUGAACACUGUCUUGCUGCAGGCUUUGUGCUGGGCACUGAGAUGCUCAGAGAAGUAGGUAAGGUCUCUACUGCUGUAUGGGGCCCACAGUCCAAUGGAGGAGCAACAUAAAGCAGGUGGCUGCCAAACAGGAUGGCUUUAUUUCAGAGAUGAACAAAAGGGGCGGAGGAGGACUGUCAGGGCAGCUCUGCUGGGAACGUGACAUUUGGGUUGGGUUUUGGAGGAUGAAUUGGAGUUCAGAAGAGGGAGGAGGGCUGGGCACAGUGGGUGGAGAUGCUGUCCAGGCAUUGCCUGGCAGGACUAUGAAAGGGCCAAAGUGGGAUUCAUGGGAACUCAGUAGGGCAGAAGAGUUAGGCAUGCGUUGGGGUUGAUAACAAACAAGACUGAGACACAAUCAUGCUGGCAAGGCAAGUUGGCUGCCUCCCUCUCAGGGCUGUCUCCCUCUCAGGGCUGUCUCAUCAUAAGCGCAGAGCCCAGCAUUUCUGGGAGAAUUCUAAGUUUGGUUACCAUCUUGACAGAUAAUACAGAGGCUUCCAGUAAAAUGUUGAUGUCCGAAACAAGAAGUAUUCCCACUCAGCUACAAAUUUGGGAAUCUUAUGGUUUUUCCCUUAUGAUUGGAGCAAAUCCCUCCCGCUAGUAACUAUAAAAUAAAGAUGCGUCUUCCCAGGAGGCUUUCUAUAACGUGCUUUUGAGACAUUCUUGCCAACUAAACAGAGGAAAGAAAUGAUCCAGAAGUGAUCUCCCUGACAGAAGUUAAUUCACUAAGGAGUUAAAUAAUGACAAAGUUAAAAUGAGGCUGGCUAUAUGAGAAGAAAAUAGCAUGUAAGGGGUGACACGUUCUGAAAACUAAGAGCAGACAGCUUUGGAAAUGUCACGCCCACAUGAUGUUUUGUGGUGAUGUUUAUUAUUUCAGGGGAACCGGCUGUCCUUCAAUUAAAUGCAGCUGAGGGAGGAGGGCCAGCAGGAGAGGAGGGGCAUAUGAGGGGCUUCCCUGUGAGCCCGCGGCCCUAAGUCAGUGUAGGGCAGCUGAGACAAGAACCAAAGUCUGGACAAUGUCCUUUUGUACCUGCUUGGAGAAGAGAGAAGUAAUGAUGGUAGAUUUUAGUACAUUAUAUUACAAAAGAUUACGUGAAAAAUGGUGCUCCCUCUUAUCCCAGGGGCAGAGUGAGAGGAGUUUAGGUGAGCUUUCAGGAAGAAUUCAUUGACAGAAUUGUCAGACACUGAAUGGGGUUCCAAGGUAAGAGGUGGAAUGGCUCCAUUAAACUUUGUUGUUGCGCAGAAGAGUGGCUUCCUUUCUGCUCUGUGAAUUACUGAAAUGCCCUAGUAUUUUGCUUCCACCCAUGGAUGUGCUAAUAUGUGAGCUGAUCUUUGUUCAGUAGCCCGUGACACCAGCUGUGUUGCUUCCAAUCCAAAGCCAUCCAUCCUCCCAUCUGCCCUCAAAAAGAGUGGAAAGAAUGAAGAAUCGUCUCUGAGGAUUGCCUUCUCUUUAUUUUUAAUUUAUGGAGUUUGUUUUUAUGCCGCUCCCUGUAGUUCUCCAGCCUGGCUUCUCUGGAACAGGUGCUUUAGUAAACUUACCAUGUCUGAGCAAUCCUAGGGCCCACAGAGCACUAGCUCUGCCCCCCAUGGACCUGGCAAGGCUUUGAUGGGGGUUUCCUAUUCCAAGGGUGGCUAGGUGGAUGUCUGGGCUCUUACUAGUGGGGGAAUUUGAUUUUCAAAGUGGAGUGGGCAGCUCUCUCUCUCUGUGUUCUUAGAUGCUUGGAAAUUAAUCAGCGACAGUUUCUUCUCCCAAAAGGAAAUGAGAAGUUUGGAACAGACCCCCAGACAGGAGUUGAGUUGUCCAGGCAUUUUGAUGGUGUGGCCUGAAGGGCUUUAACUGCUUUUAAAAAUUGCUAGCAUAAAUUGUGAAGACUUGAAGGGGAUGAUAUUGUUGCUCAGGCCUAGCUCAGGGGAGGAAACCAUGAGCAGAGUUGAGUGCAAGGGACAGAGUGGUGCAAGCCUGUUGAGAAUCCGAGGGGAGAGGAAAGAGGCAGCUUCUAGAGCACCACACACGGAGCAAAGUCCUGGUGCUCAGAGCACAGUCUGGGAGAGAAGUGCAAGGAGUGGGGAGAAGAGACUAAUGCAAGCCCAUCGCUGGAGACAGUGAUGCCAGUGCACAGGCCAAGAAAGAGGAGAGGGAACCAAUGGGGAAAAUAGUGUGGUAGGAGGGAGGCUUCAAAUGGAAGUGGUGACAGCCUUGUCCUUAGAGUUUUAUCCUUUUAAGUCUGCAACUAUGGGAGAGAUUGAGUUGGUGUUGAGUUGAACCGCUUGCAAAGGAACAAGUGAAAUGUCCAGUGCCCCCAAUGCUUGGGGAAGAGCAAUAACUCACAAUCAAGCAUCUCCAUUGUCCCUGGACAGGGCCUCUGGAACCAGAGUCGAGAACCCCUUCCUGUAGGAAAGACACAGGGACUGUGGACAGACACAGGAGGGAGUACCCAGGAGCAGGGAGCAGAGUUUCUGGUGAGAAAAAUCCACCCAAGAAGGUGGGGACUCAUGGGAGUUGCUGCCAGCUCUGUGUGGUGGCCGAUCUCUCAGGCCCUGAGAGGGACACUCUGGCCCAGGGCUGCUUGACAUCAGCCAGCCUCUCCUGUCACAGCCCGUCCAGCGUGAGUGCACACUGCAAAGCCUGUAGGCUGGCCAGGGAGGCUGCGCUGGGCCCACAUCCCCGUCUCUGUGAGCCUUUUUGGACCCCAGCCGUGGAACAAGCUGCAGGAGCCCUGGACGCCCUCCAACUCCGUGAGUCAGUCUCUCCCCAGAGCAGCAGCAGGCUUAGCUUUUCGCAGGGUGCUGUUCCACACAUGGAAGCCCCACCUCUAAGAGUUUCACAUCUGGACCAUUUGGCUCCUCCCGGGAGGAGGUUGGAGGGCUUCUUUGAAGACAUGACUUCCCUUAGGCCAGAAGCUUCCCAGGAAUAACAGCAACUAACUCUUGUAUCAUGCACCAAAGUGAACGGCACUUUCCCUACGUGUGCUGUGUAGUUUAAUACAGCAUGAACCUCAAGAAGUAGGAACUAUUCAUUAAUCCCUAUCUUUCAGAUAAGGCAAAGAGCUAAGGGAAGCAACUUGCCUAAGGUAGUAAGUGGCCUGGGAGUCAGACCGAGGCAGUCAGAUCUCACCAAACUGCAUCCACUUCCAAGCUGCUGGGGGAUAAUCUGUCUCAUUUCUUGUUUUCUCAGUAAAAUUUAAUGUUUUAAUUUCUCACUCUUGCAUUCUGUCUCACCACACACACACACAGCCUGAUACAUAAAGCUGGCACUUCUAACCCAUGUCUGUCUCCCUAUGAAACCUCAUAUACUGAUUAUUCAGCUGGUCAUACUGCAAACUCUCAGAUAACAUAUUUCUGCAGACUUGGAUGUUAGAUACUGAAUAAAUGAGGAUCAGAAAUCAAUGUCAAAGGGCAAGCUAACAGUCUCAUUUAGAAUGCUUCUCCCAUUUCAAAACUGGUGCCUUGAUUUUUUUUUUUUUUUAUGGCAGGAACAAUUCAGAAACAGCUUAAAUCAUUCAGUCUUCUUCUUCUUUUUUUUUUUUUAAACUUGCUGUAUUGGUUACCCUUUUCAUUCUUGUGUAAGAAAUUGGAACUGUAGCACAUAAUGAUGCUUUGGUAUGAAAUAAUGGUAGGAAUAAAAAUGAUUUCUUCUGAGAAGCCUGUGUUAAAGCACUUGGAUACUGAUAACUGGCUUACAGGGAGGCUGAUCCAGGAGGUCUUAAAACUGGCUCUCCUGAACGCCACUCAAGCUCCAGUCCCAUCCGCUCCUCCUUUGUUAACUCCUGUCAGUUAAUGCCUCUCCUAGGAGUUUCUCCCGCUGCAGGCACCCCCGGGGAACGCCCGAGACUACAGAUCAGAAAUGGAUUCCAAUCCAGCUGGGGUGCUAACUCACAAUCAUCAUCUUUAUGGCCGUUUCCUCAUCUGUGGGAUGGAAAUGAUGCUCAGGAUAGUAGGUGGCAGUGCUCUGACCCUCAGUAGAAUGUUCCUCAGACACUUCAGAGAACCAACCAGGUGCCCAGCUGACCGAGAUAGUUUGUGGGAAUUCACGUGACUGGAAGGCUGGGGAUGGAGCCCACAGAUCCCAGGGAUUCUCUCCAGUUCCGUGAGGCUGUGGAAGUGCCUGUCAGGAGAGCCUCCUCCAUUCAGUGCCUGGCCCAGUGUGAUAUGCUCAGAGUGGGGUUUGAUGAUCCAGAGCUCUGUCCCUAAAACUUGGGCAACUUAACUGUUCUGUGUCUCAGCCCCAUAUCUGUAAUACGAGGCCACUGACUACAUGAUUUGUAAGGUGCCUUCAGACUCUUAAGAAAACAUUACAUACAUUGGAUUCCUUGAAAUUUUAAAUAAGAAACUUGCUUCCACAAAGGUUUCUGGGUAGAGAGGUUGAGAAACCACACCCAAUAAUGGUUGCCGAAUUGUGAGUCUAAAAUAAUGAAAUUUGCCUGGCUCCUAUUUGAUCUGUUGGGUUUUGUGUAAAUACUUUACAUUUCCUAGGUUUCUUUUUUUAACCUGACUUACAACUACAUCUGUAAAGUAGCUCCUAGUGUCAUCAAAGUAGGAACCACAUCAGAAGAAAAUAAAUUGUUGGUGAGUGACUGUACGUUAAAAAUUAAAAAUAAAUUAGAUUGGCUGGGCGUGGUGGCUCAUGCCUGUAAUCCCAGCACUUUGGGAGGCCAAGGCAGGCAGAUCGCUUUGAGCUCAGGAGUUCGAGACUAGCCUGGGAAUCAUGGCAAGACCCUAUCUGUACAAAAAAUACAAAAAAAAAAAAAAAAAGGAAAGAAAGAAAAAAUUAGCAGGGCGUUGGUGGCUUGCGUAUGUAGUCCCAGCUACUCAUGAGGCUGAGGUUGGAGAAUCGCUUGAGCCCAGGAAGCGGAGUCUGCAGUGAGCUGAGGUUGCGCCACUCCAGCCUGGGUGACAGAGUGAGACCCUGUCUCAAAAAAUGAAAUUAAAUUAAAAAAUAAGAUCAAGGCUAGUUCUAGACAAAAUUAAAUUGUUCUUUCUAGUAUUUUCUCCUUUCAGCAUCUCUCUUUCUUCAACUCUUCCUCUGUUCUGUGCAGCCUCCUUUCAAGUCCUCACUGCCAUCUCUUCCAAACACUUUCUGAUGACUGCCAACGGUGAACAAACCCGUGCACCCUAGGAGAAGGCAUUACCCCUUUGUGGCAGAGGCGGUCGUGUUCAUCAACUCCUCCAGGUUUCUCCUGCAUUUCCCACCUCCCCUGUACUCACAUUGGGGCCGGGGACUGGUUGAUGGGCUGUGAACAGAAGUGACAGGUGUCGCUUUGGUCUAAGGCAGUCGGGAACAGUUUGUGAGUUCUCUUUACUCUCUUUAUCAUCACUGUGACUAGAAGGGAAACACCGAGAUGGCGAAGUUGCAAGAUGGAAGCUGCCUGGAUCUGCGAGCUGCUGUUAGGGAAAAGCUACUAAGGAGUUUCCUGACUUGCAUUACACUGUCCCAUGAAAGAAAAAAUAAACCUCGGUCUUAAGCUGUUGAAA
This is a messenger RNA of Gorilla gorilla gorilla (western lowland gorilla), 11206 nucleotides long. RefSeq names its product collagen beta(1-O)galactosyltransferase 2 (gene COLGALT2). Lineage: Eukaryota; Metazoa; Chordata; Mammalia; Primates; Hominidae. The record is from RefSeq and is a predicted model, not a curated record. Bases 428 to 2308 code for a protein of 626 amino acids. Gene Ontology annotation, molecular function: procollagen galactosyltransferase activity. The transcript is spliced from 12 exons.